This is a messenger RNA of Abrus precatorius (Indian licorice), 1217 nucleotides long. RefSeq names its product chitinase 2-like. The coding region runs from base 137 to 1069 and encodes 310 amino acids. The transcript has a single exon. The record is from RefSeq and is a predicted model, not a curated record. NCBI's taxonomy places the organism in Eukaryota, Viridiplantae, Streptophyta, Magnoliopsida, Fabales, Fabaceae. Gene Ontology annotation, biological process: carbohydrate metabolic process. Gene Ontology annotation, molecular function: hydrolase activity, hydrolyzing O-glycosyl compounds.
UCAUCUCCUUGCAUCACCAUUCUUACUCCAUAUCUUCUCUAUCUUCAGUAUCGUUUUAAGAGUAUCUUUGUGCAUCACUCAAUUACUCUUUAUUGUAGCAGUUGUGCUGAAUCUAGCUUUUUAAAGUGAAUUCACAAUGAAAAUUUCCACACUUGAGCAUUGUUUUGCCAUUUUAAUCCUAAACGCUUCUUUCUUCUUUCUCCUUGCAUCAACCCAAGUUGGAGUAGCUGCCUCAAACUCAAACUUAUUUCGAGAAUACAUUGGAGCUGAGUUCAAAGGUGUCAAAUUUUCGGAUGUGCCCGUUAACCCAAAUGUUAAUUUCCACUUCAUUUUGUCCUUUGCUAUUGACUACGACACUUCAACUUCUCCUUCUCCUACCAAUGGAAAAUUUAACAUCUUUUGGGACACCAAAAAUCUUAGCCCUUCUCAAGUUUCUUCCAUCAAGCGAAACCAUUCAAAUGUUCAGGUAGCCCUUAGUCUAGGAGGAGACACUGUGGGAAGUAUAUUUGCUUACUUUGAUCCAUCUUCAGUUGAUUCAUGGGUUUCCAACGCGGUUUCUUCACUCACCAAAAUAAUCAAGGAGUACAAUUUAGAUGGAAUUGACAUUGACUAUGAGCAUUUCAAGGCAGAUCCAGACACUUUUGCUAAGAGCAUUGGAUUGCUAAUCAAAACCCUCAAAAGCAGCAGGGUCAUCACUUUUGCUUCUAUUGCUCCUUUUGAUGAUGAUCAAGUUCAGAGUCACUACAUGGCUUUGUGGAAGAAUUAUGGGCACCUCAUAGAUUAUGUCAAUUUUCAAUUUUAUGCGUAUGACAAAGGUACUACCGUGUCUCAAUUUAUCAAUUACUUCAAUAAACAAAGCUCAAAUUAUAAUGGUGGGAAAGUCUUAGUAAGUUUCAUUAGUGAUGAGAAUGGUGGAUUGAUCCCUGAUAAUGGGUUCUUCAAUGCAUGUCGUACGCUCCAGACUAAGCAGAAACUUUAUGGUAUCUUUGUGUGGUCAGCUGAUGACUCCAAGGCAAAUGGUUUCCGCUAUGAGAAGCAAUCACAAGCCCUUUUGGCUACUCCCAAUUAAAUUUUAAGUCUGUAUAUUUAAGAUCAAUUUUAAUAUUUUAGUGCAUGCCUUUAAUGGUUGUUAUAUUCAAUAUGUGUAAGCAAAUUGUGUACUCUUGAUAUUCAAUAUUGGAAUUACAUUUGACUUUAUCAUUUUGCCAAUAAACAGU